AUGGCCCAGUUCCGCAGCAGGCGCAAGAGGCGACAGACGGUGAUUCGGAUUCUUCUCUUCGCCUUCGCCUUUGCACUCUGGUAUCAUGCCGUUGUCGGCUGGACGGUUGCACUGUUGGCUGGGGAUAGUCUCCAGGGCGACCCCGGGGCCGCGAGAAACGCUACCUUGGCCAUCAAGCGCGAACAUGGCGUGAUGGGGGUCAAUUUGACAGGUCGAACGAUUGAGACUGUUCGUGACGUGCCUAAGGUCGAUACCGUCACCGGGGAAUGGGAGCGAAACGCUCAAAAGUCAUUGCAGCGUCCAGCAGGGCCGAAGGACAGUCAAAGACCCAACAAGGAGAUAGUCGAUUCGGAAUCGUCGAAUCUCCAGCUGGCGCUUCGUCGUGUUCUCGAGCUAUUGCCUGAUGAAUUACGCAUUCGCGACUUACUCCGACCUAUCCAGGGCUUUGGAGAAGAUAGGAUCCUCGAACUGGGCUUGCGGACGCGCUCGUUCAAAUCGCUUCUGGAACCGUGGGAAGCUCUUCAUCUAGUCUCUCGAGAUGAUCAGCAUUAUGUUCGCGAUGAUAUUAUACAAUACCUACGCAAGCAUCCGGAGAUCAUUGACAGUCUCAAGAUGCCCCUGUCCCAGGUUGUCCGGUCGUACGAAGCAUAUCGCUCGCUGAUCACUGGUCUCUCGACUCUCUUGUUUCCUUGGACCGCUCCGUACUAUGCGGACCAUAUGACCUUGCACGUGCAGCUCUUCAACGGUGGCCGCGGAAUCGUCUUCACGGCAGGAGACCAUCAUGCCCCGUUCCUGAUGACCUCCAUCCCUGCCCUCCGACAGCUUGGUUGCGAUCUACCUAUCGAGAUCAUGUACCUCGGAGAGUCGGAUCUAAGCGAGGAUGUCCGCGCACACCUCGAAUCCCUCCCCGGCGUGGUCACUAGAGAUCUCAGCCAGAUGGUAAACGACGCAGGAUGGACACUGACCGGGUGGGCGGGAAAGCCGUUCGCUAUUCUUCUUUCCAGCUUCCGAGAGGUCAUCUUCAUCGAUGCGGACUCACUGUUCUUUCAGAACCCAGCGGUCUUGUUCCGCGAUCCCUCAUACGUGGAAACAGGCGCUUUGUUCUUCAAGGAUCGCCUGAUGAUGCCGGAAUCGAAGAAACGCUGGUUGCAGCGGAUCCUACCCCGACCCAUCUCGAAGCAUGUCGCCCAGAGUCGGUUUUGGACGGGAGAAAGUGGUCAUAUGCAGGAGUCGGGGGUUGUGGUUGUGGAUACGUGGAAACAUUUCGUGUCACUCUUGCUGGUGACCAGGUUGAAUGGACCGGAUCGAGAUGGCAGUCCUACUUAUGGUAGAGGGGUUUAUGAUAUGGUUUAUGGCGACAAGGAAACCUUUUGGCUUGGUUGGGAACUGGCCGGCGACACAUAUUAUGACUUCCACGACGGCCACGCGGGCAUCAUGGGAAGUAUCGAGCCACCCUUACCAUCUUUGACGGCAAAUUCUACCGCCGACAGUCUCCCUUUAAACUACACAAUCUGUGGUCCUCAGCUUCUCCACUUUGAUCGGCGCGGGAAACCACUCUGGUUCAAUGGCUGGCUGGCGUCCAACAAAUUUGCCGAUUGGGAACAUCAGCAACCAAGUAACUUCACUGCCUACCUGCAUGAACCGCGGACGAUGCGCGAUCCCGGGGCCUGGCAGCUCCAUGGAAACAAUAUUUGCUGUCUGACGUCGGAGCAUCUAUUUGAUUUCACUCGCAGUGAAACGGACACGCUGGAGAUGAUGGUUGACUUUGGUAGAAGGGCCGGGGCUCUGGGAAGGUUGGAAGGCAUGAGUGGUUCGAUAUGA
Aspergillus melleus is the source of this 1821-nucleotide messenger RNA. RefSeq names its product putative alpha-1,3-mannosyltransferase. Lineage: Eukaryota; Fungi; Ascomycota; Eurotiomycetes; Eurotiales; Aspergillaceae. Bases 1 to 1821 code for a protein of 606 amino acids. The record is from RefSeq and is a predicted model, not a curated record. Gene Ontology annotation, biological process: protein O-linked glycosylation. Gene Ontology annotation, molecular function: alpha-1,3-mannosyltransferase activity. The transcript has 2 exons. Gene Ontology annotation, cellular component: Golgi apparatus.